Messenger RNA from Insectozyma verbasci, 501 nucleotides. NCBI's taxonomy places the organism in Eukaryota, Fungi, Ascomycota, Pichiomycetes, Serinales, Debaryomycetaceae. The record is from the annotation of a GenBank genome assembly.
AUGACUGCUAAAACAAAUACUUCGAAUUCAGAUUUUAGUUUUACAUUAUGGGAUAAUUGCUUAUCUGAUUAUUCAUAUGAGAGUGAAGAUGAAGGAGAUAAUGCAAAUUUAGUUAAAAAAUCAGAACCAGAAAAACAAGAUAAACAUGUUGCAAAUUCAGUUAAUCAAGUUGCAAAUUCAAAUAAUCAAGUUGCAAAUUCAUUCAAUCUAUUUGUAUUAACUAAAAUCAAUUAUUUUAAGCGUAAAUCAAAGAAUAAACUGAAAGUUCAUAAAGUUGUUAAAGUUGCUUCAGCACAAAAAGUAAAGGGAGUUAUUCAAGCUGCAAAAAUUGAAAAACCGACAACUUUAAAUUGGAAAGAUACACUUGAUUGGACUAAGAGAAGAGGAUUUCCAAAUGAGAAUUUAACUAAUUUCGUUGAAAGUAUAUCUAUGGGAUCUGAAUAUACAAAAACAAGAACAAAUGAUGGUUGGUUUGUAAUUAAAGGAAUUAGAAAAGAUUGA